AUGUCAUCUGCUUCCACACCGAACCUCACCGGCGACGUAACGCCGCUUCGAUCCGCCAUGAAGCAGGACGACGAUAGCGAGCGAGCUCCCGACUCGAGUGCUGCGCCAAGCAUAAAAGCUGUACAAAUCGCCGAACCUGAGCCUGAGCCUGAGCCUGAGUCGCCACACAAGAAGCGCUUCUCUGCAGGUCUUGCAAAGCGACUGAGCGGUCGCCCACCCAUGCAAAGCGUCAGUUCUUCCAAGGCGUCCCUCGCCAGUCAAACCAGCUUGGAGGCUUCAGGUGGUCAUGCCGGCAGCCAGUCUGCCCACCAAGGCCCACAGGAUGACAGUCAGCCUCCUCACCACCGACAUCGACUGGACCGCGUAGGUGAAAGGCUGGUUUCCCAAGUCGCGGAGUGGCUUGAAUAUGAACGGACCAAGAAACAGAACAGGAAGUCAAGAAGAGUACAUUCGACCAGACGGAAGUCGCACAAGGACGAGGCCGAAGGAAGUGAAUCUCAAGAAGGAGGCAGACAGAGGACUUAUUCCCUGGACUCGCAGUCCAGUGACGUCUCUCUGGACAGACUUCAGAAGAUCAUCGAUGAUAGCAUGGGUUCCCUGGGUCUAAGCGGAAUUCCUCACCAUCCAAGGUUUGGCAGGAAGUCGCAACGAAAGCGUUCUGUUCAUCUCCCACGGCCGGCUUCAUCCGAUACGGAGUACCAUGAGGGCGAUGUCUUGGUUCCAGGUUGCGAUGGUAUGCUGGACAACUCGAAAGCCAUGAGCUAUGCCGGUGGCAAGGCCACUCCUACAGAUGAGAGCGGCGCAAACUCAAGCCGAAAGGAAGCAAAGGAACGUAAAGCAUGGAUCACAUUCAAGAAUGAGGUUAUCCGAUUGGCGCACACCUUGAGGCUGAAGGGAUGGCGACAGGUGCCUCUGGAUAGCGGGGAGAAAAUAGCCAUUGAACGCCUCAGCGGGGCUCUAACGAAUGCUGUCUACGUUGUAUCCCCGCCCGAGGAUAUGACAGGGAACACGGAGGGUAGUAGAAAGAACCCACCAAAACUGCUUCUCAGGGUGUACGGUCCCCAGGUUGAGCACAUCAUCGACAGAGACAACGAACUGAGUGUACUACGGCGGCUUGCACGUAAGAAAAUCGGGCCUCGCUUGUUGGGGACCUUUCAAAACGGCCGUUUCGAGCAGUUUCUCAACGCGGAAACGCUCACCGCAGAAGAUCUUAGGGACCACGAUACCUCGAGACAGAUUGCUAAGAGGAUGAGGGAACUCCAUGACGGUAUCGAGCUACUCCAGGAUGAAAAGGAAGGCGGGCCUGCAGUGUGGAAGAACUGGGAUCACUGGCUUGAUAGAGUCUCUCGAGCAAUCACAUUCUUAGACGGCAAGAUUCUUUCGGGGAAGGUUGGCCCGGUUAAGAGCGCGGCUGAUGCUUGGAAAGAGCGAGGCCUCAUAUGCGGAACAGAAUGGGCUGCUUUCAAGGCAAUGGUGGACAAGUAUCGGCAAUUCGUGAUCGACCGAUAUGGCGGCGUCAACGUCAUACGCGACCAACUCGUGUUUGCACACAACGAUGUCAAGACCCAAUACGGAAACAUACUGCGAGUCCGGCCUGAUGACAAAAAGUCACCCUUGAUGCAGCCCAACUACGAGCACAAGCAACUUGUUGUUAUAGACUUCGAGUAUGCUGCUGCAAAUGUGAGGGGCUUGGAGUUUGCAAACCACUUCACCGAGUGGUGCUAUGACUACACCGAUGAAGAGGCCUCCUAUGUGUGCAACUCAUCCGUGUACCCCACGCCAGAGGAACAGUACCGCUUCAUCAAAGCGUACGUGAACCACCAACCGGAAUAUCCACACCCAGGCGCGUCGACACCAAACCUAACACCUCUUGCGACACCCACUCUCGAACCUGGCACACCAGGUUUCAGCCCCAACAGUGCCGGCUCAGCAAGUUCUAUAGUAGAUUUCAUGCUCGACGCUCGCGUCCCACCGGGCGGAUGGAAGGAAGAGGAGAGGCGUCAGGAGGAGCAGGUCAAGAACCAGGUCCAUGCGUUGAUGGAACAGACGCGCCUGUGGCGUGUUGCCAACAGUGCGCAGUGGGUUGCUUGGGGCAUUAUGCAAGCGAAGAUCCCUGGAUUUGGUGAUAAUGAUGGGAAGAAAGAGGCGGUCGAGUCAGCUCAUACUACCUCCCUCGCAGCGCCGCCGGAGGAGGAGGAAGGAGACCCGCAUGCCUUUGACUAUCUGGGUUACGCACAGGAGAGGGCCAUGUUCUUCUGGGGAGAUUGUGUCUCUCUGGGACUGGUCAAGGUGGAGGACUUGCCUGAGUCCAUGAAGGGCAAGCUCAAGGUGGUAGAUUAUUGA
This is a messenger RNA of Anthostomella pinea, 2343 nucleotides long. Lineage: Eukaryota; Fungi; Ascomycota; Sordariomycetes; Xylariales; Xylariaceae. The record is from the annotation of a GenBank genome assembly.